Molecule: messenger RNA, 957 nt
Organism: Arctia plantaginis
Lineage: Eukaryota; Metazoa; Arthropoda; Insecta; Lepidoptera; Erebidae
Source: the annotation of a GenBank genome assembly
AUGAGUGACUUUGUACUAAACGAUUCAGACACUGAAGUUGAUUCCGAUGAGGAGGAAUUGCAAGAAGCUUUUGCUAAAGGUUUAAUAAAACCAGGGCUCAAUGAGGAAAUAGAGAGAGUUGAGAGGAAGUGCGCAAAUAAUGUAGCUGAUUUAAAAAUAAAAUUAAAAGAGUUCCAGUUAAAAUUACCAUGGGUGGAAACUUUGGACUUGGUGACUGUCGUAGCACCGAUGGCUCCGGACGUUGCUUUUCAAUUACAAGAAACUGCACAAAGAAGAAAAAAUUUAAAAGAAAAUACCAAAGGUAAACAAAUGUAUGACCCAACUCAGGAUCCAGUUCUUAAUGAGUUCAAGCGGGAAAAUCUUAUUCAUCGGCAGGCACAAGCAGCAGUGCUGGAAGGCCUUAAAAAGUUAAAGGAGCUUAAUAUACCUACAAGAAGGCCUGAAGAUUACUUUGCAGAAAUGGCAAAGACAGAUGAGCACAUGCAGAAGGUACGCAAGAACUUGAUGGCGAAGCAAGCAGCACAGGCUCGCACAGAGAAAGUACGACAGCUCAGGGAUCAGAAGAAGAUUGCUAAACGUGUACAGAUUGACACAAAACUGAAACAAGCCGCAGAUAAGAAAGAAAUGUUAGAACAAUUAAAACGAGUAAGAAAAGGUAAAUCAUCAGAUCUGAGCUUUUUAGAUGAAAACAAGGGUAACAAAAGUAACUCUAACCUAAAAGGUAAAGGAAAAGAAAACAGAGUUAACAGAAAACGGGUCAUGAAAGAUAAGAAAUUUGGGUUUGGUGGCAAAAAGAAAGGGUCCAAAUUAAACACUAGAGAUUCUUCAAAUAACAUGGAUGGAUUUAAUGGAGUGUCUGAGAAAAGGCCAACUAAUUUCAAGAAUAAAUCAUUCCAAGUGAAGAGUAAGAAAAACCAGAGGCCUGGGAAAUCUAAGAGGAAAAACGCAAAAAGAUAA